AUGAACAGGUGGUUUGAUGUGAACGGAGAGUGUUGUGAGGUUUUCGUGGAGAAUGGUAUUCUUGUUGCGAAAGAGGAUGUUUGGAAGGUCUCCAUUUUUUCUCCUGUCAUCUUGCUUAACGGCGGUGCUUUUGGAAAGGUGAGCAUAUUGCCAGCGUUGUCCACCGUUGGUGGUGUCGUCCUGCUUAAGAUUUUUGUCAGUUGUUGGCUAUGUGAUGAGGAAUUUUGCUCCGAUGCGGUGGCAGAGGGCGUCGACCCUUCAAUGAAUGGUCUUCAUAUUUCACUCAUCAGAGCGGUGGUCAUUGUCGAGCCACCUUGUUGUGGUGAUUCACGGGCAAUCGUCGUUGUCUGCUGA
Molecule: messenger RNA, 354 nt
Organism: Lactuca virosa
Lineage: Eukaryota; Viridiplantae; Streptophyta; Magnoliopsida; Asterales; Asteraceae
Source: the annotation of a GenBank genome assembly